UCCAAUUUGAUUUUGGUCUUUUUUUUGAAUUUCUCUUCGACAACUUCGACGACAACAACCACCCCGAUACUUGUUUCUCCAUACAUACAGAGACGCAACCAUGGGUAGAGGACCGUAAGUACUACCCAUCAAUCUAUGUCACAAGCAUUCAUCAUCUUCUCGAAUUCCGAAACCCUUUUCCCAGUCUGUCAGGACAUCCAAUUCAAUCGAAUUGAUAUGGUAUACUUUUGACAUUGCGACUCGUCGGCCAUUUGACAGCUGCUGCAAUGGCCAGCAAGAAACUGACCGACUCGAUUACCUUGUUCAAUCACCCUUUAUCUAAUCCUCGCAUUCAUACACAAAUCAGCACAUCCUAAUACUAUUUACUAAUAUUUUUGUCGCAUGCAGAAAGAAGCACCAAAAGCGUUUGAGCGCGCCAAAUCACUGGCUCUUGGACAAAUUGUCCGGUGCCUAUGCUCCUCGUGCGUCCGCCGGUCCACACAAGCUUAGAGACUGCAUGCCACUCAUCGUCUUCAUCCGCAACCGUCUCAAGUAUGCUCUCAACUCUCGCGAGACCAAGGCCAUCCUCAUGCAACGCUUGAUCAAGGUCGAUGGAAAGGUUCGCACCGAUGCUACAUACCCAGCAGGCUUCAUGGAUGUUAUCGGUAUCGAGAAGACCAGCGAGAACUUCCGCUUGGUUUACGACACCAAGGGACGUUUCACCGUUCACCGUAUCCAAGCUGAGGAGGCAGAAUACAAGCUCGCAAAAGUCAAGAGAGUGCAAUUAGGCAAAGGCGGAAUCCCAUUCUUGGUCACGCACGAUGCUAGAACGUAAGUUCUGUCAGACAUCAUUCAGCCGUUGGUCCAAGCUUUGGUCGAUCCCCUACGACACACAUUUAGCUAGACCAACGGUUUGAAUUAUCCUUUCCCCCAGAAAUGCUAAUGAAUUAUUCUUCUAGUAUUCGUUACCCAGACCCAGCCAUUAAGGUUAACGACACUGUCAAGAUUGACAUUGCUACCGGAAAGAUCACCGACUUCAUCAAGUUCGACACUGGUGUCAUCGCUAUGGCUACUGGUGGUCGUAACAUGGGUCGUGUCGGUGUCAUCACCCACCGUGAACGUCACGAUGGAGGAUUCAACAUUGUCCACAUCAAGGAUGCCAUAGACAACUCCUUCGCUACCCGUGAGAGCAACGUUUUCGUCAUUGGAGCUGAGAAGCCAUGGAUCUCUCUACCAAAGGGUAAGGGUGUUAAGCUCACCAUCGCUGAGGAGAGGGACCGCAGACGUGCUCAUGCCAUUGCUGCAAACUAAAUGUACGUUUUGCUUUGUAUUUGGGAUUGGGGGGAGUCAUGGUAUGGGAUAUUAAAAUCUCCUUUUUGCAAUAAGCAAGAGUUUAUGAGAAAUACGACUUAUUUAGCAUGAGUCAGUUUUUACCACAAUGAUAUAACCCUCCAAAUCCAGCUUUAAUCGGAUGGUUUGAUUAUGGACUGUCAUGUGAUUUGUAUGUAUAUAUGAGUAGCAGUAACGAGUUGUAUUGAUCCCAGAAGCCAAUGCUAACCUCCAUGCCACCU
Messenger RNA from Sclerotinia trifoliorum, 1550 nucleotides. The record is from the annotation of a GenBank genome assembly. NCBI's taxonomy places the organism in Eukaryota, Fungi, Ascomycota, Leotiomycetes, Helotiales, Sclerotiniaceae.